AUGGUGAAUCAACGAAGCAAAAGAGCAGUCUUUUUUCAAAGAAAAACUGAACCAGAGCCACAGGAAUCAAUUUUGAGCAAACAUGGUCAACCAGAUCUGAACUUUGUUGAUACGACCAUCGAAAAUCUGUUUUAUCCAUGGACAACGUUGGAACCGAAAGAGCGAAAACUACCACCAAUCAAAAAGUUAAGACCAUUAAAAGACUUAUGUGCAUUUAAAAUUUCUUUACAAUACGCAAAGAUUGAUGAGGACCUACUAAAAUCACUACCUUGGCAUAUAUGGAAACUUGUAUGGGGAUAUAUAUUAUACAAUGGUAAAGAUUCAAUUGAUGUCUAUUGUAAGUUUAAUAACAUAUUUGGUUCCAAUCCAGAAUUCCGAAGUCACAUAAAAACACCUGAUAAACUUCAAACUGAAGCAAUUGGAUCCAACAAAAUUGCGAGAAACAGGUUUCAUAGACUUGACUCAAUUUUCAAAAACGUACCGAUGUCAGAACUCGUUUCAGUGUUGAACAAAUCUAAAUCAAAAAUUAUUUUGGACUUGUCACACCUUCAAAGUUUGAAAAGAGAAGAUUAUUUCAUGCUUUUCAAUAUUACUAAUUUAAUGUGCUUGAAUUUAAGUAAUCAUCCAAUUGAUGAUUCAUUUUGUACUCAUUUAAGUUCGGCAAUUAAUAAUGGUAAAUUGAGUGGUCUUUAUAUGCUUAAAUUGUGUAAUACCAAUAUAACAAGAGCGGGACUUUUGAAAAUUGCAACAGCACCAAACUCCAAUAUUCAGUAUAUUGAGAUAAAUAGUGAUUUAAAUCACCACGAUUGGAAUUGUUUAGUGGACGUAAGGGACUUACCUUUGGCGAAAAAAUUUUACCAUAUGAGUAAUCUUUAUCACAGCAAGCAAUUGUCGCAUUUAAACAUAUGGGAUCUACUUGUGGUUGACGAAACUUAUCCGGCAUCAUUAGAUAUACUUUGGAGAGCGAGAUUUGCGUUAAGGUCACAACACUCACUAGUUUACCUUAACAAUGUAUUUUUGGACGCUUAUAGGCCGAAAUAUCGAGCAAUACCAGAAGGAGAAGAAUCAGAGUCAAGAAAGCGUAGAAAGUUGAAGACUAAUGCAAAUGAUUUUUUUUCGCUAUAG
Molecule: messenger RNA, 1125 nt
Organism: Lodderomyces pseudojiufengensis
Lineage: Eukaryota; Fungi; Ascomycota; Pichiomycetes; Serinales; Debaryomycetaceae
Exons: 1
Coding region: 1-1125 (374 amino acids)
Source: RefSeq, a predicted model, not a curated record